Messenger RNA from Verticillium alfalfae VaMs.102, 1107 nucleotides. Its product is annotated as amine oxidase. NCBI's taxonomy places the organism in Eukaryota, Fungi, Ascomycota, Sordariomycetes, Glomerellales, Plectosphaerellaceae. Bases 1 to 1107 code for a protein of 368 amino acids. Gene Ontology annotation, molecular function: oxidoreductase activity. The transcript has 3 exons. The record is from RefSeq and is a predicted model, not a curated record.
AUGUUUGAUCUCAUCGUCGUUGGUGCCGGCCUCAGUGGCCUCCAAGCUGCCUAUUCGGCGCAGCAAGCAGGCCUUUCAGUAGCCGUUGUUGAGGCGCGCGACCGCGUCGGCGGCAAGACCUGGACUGUGCCUUUGGCUUCGGGACGUGGUGUCGCAGAUCUCGGAGCUGCAUGGAUCAACGACCGACUGCAACCGCGGAUCUGGGCCUAUGUGCAGAAAUUCGGACUUCAAACUGUGAGGCAGCGUUUGGUAGGCAAGGCAAUCAUGCAGUCAUCUGAAUCCGAAAGAGUUGUGUAUCCGUUUGGGAUCACGCCAGAGUUUACGGAAGAUGAGAAGAUGAAUUUGGAAAAGGUCCGGGAUCAUAUUCAGCGGGUGUCCCUACUUAAGGAACCCCCGAAUUCACAGGACGACAACGUCACCCUCGAUCAGUAUGUGCGUGAGCUUGGCGCAGGUCCAAAGACGAUCCAGAUGGUCAACCUUUGGUCUCGCGUUAUGCAUGGCGUGGAAUCAUCCGAGCAGUCUGCUGCUUGGUUUAUUGACUACUGUCGGCGUAACAAAGGUCUCCUGGCCGUGCGGGCUGAUGAUCAGACUGGAGGGAACCACAUGCGGAUUAUAUCUGAUCUUGGGUUCAACGGUUUCGCCAUGAGUUUCGUUGGCCCUGCGGUCGUGAUCCGAGACACCAGCGUCGAUGAGAAAGAGUGCUAUGCCUUGACCUGUUUCGUCAACGGGCGAGAGGGAGAGAAGUGGUCAAAGCUGCAUGACCACGAGCGCAGGCGGGUUAUACUCCAACAGCUUGCCAUUAUUUACAAUGUUGGGCCUGAGUCGGAAGUGUUCCGACCUAUCGAGUUCUUUGUUCAGAUAUGGAAGCAUGAGGAGUACAGCAAAGGGGCGCUUGCUCCCAUCACUCAUCUAGGUCACUACACCAGGUUUCAGUCAGUCUAUGGCAAGCCGGUAGGCAACCUGCAUUUCGUAGGGACUGAGUACUCCAACGAGUGGAAGGGAUAUAUGGAGGGGGCACUAUGCUCAGGAGAAACAGGGGCCCGACAGGUCUUGGAAGCCUUGCGGAGUGGGAGGGUUCUUAAAGGCAGUAUUAUUUCAAAGCUGUAA